This is a messenger RNA of Parnassius apollo (apollo), 1839 nucleotides long. NCBI's taxonomy places the organism in Eukaryota, Metazoa, Arthropoda, Insecta, Lepidoptera, Papilionidae. The record is from the annotation of a GenBank genome assembly.
AUGAUGAUAGUAGCAAGUGACUCCGGCACACAUUUACCGAGAGUAACACUUAUCGUCAUCCUCGUCACCGCGGUUACUGGUGAUCUGUUCUCCAAAGCAACUCGGAGUAAGGCUGAUGAAAAGAACUUAAGAAACAGUGUCUUUGAUUUCAUUAUCAUCGGCGGAGGCACUUCUGGAUGCGUACUAGCCAACAGGCUGUCAGCUGUGCCCGAAUGGAAGGUCUUACUCCUGGAAGCAGGCGAAGAGGAGAACAUAGAUUAUGACAUUCCAGGCGUACCUACGAAUGACUUUCGCCCGAUUCUGUGGAACUAUAGAACAGAACGUAAUGGAUUUUCCUGUUUGUCGCGACCCGGCGGUGCGUGUGAAGUCAGGACUGGCAAAGUGUUGGGUGGCUCGAGUGUCACCAAUGACAUGAAGUACACUCGGGGACAUAAGAUUGAUUACGAUGGUUGGCACAAUACUGGACAACUAAGAUCCUUGGAGUGGCAGUAUGACAAUUUGCUGGAACAUUUCAAGGCUUCCGAGGACAAUGGCGACUACGACGUACUAAUGAAUUCCUUCUACCAUUCUCGCGGCGGAGAAAUGCGGGUGCAAAGGUUCAAACACACCGACCGAUUCGUAGAAAUGUUUUCCAGUGCGUUUUCCGAAAUGGGCCUUCGUACUUUGGAUAUAAACACCAACAUCCCGGAAGCUGUAGUCAUUAAUCAGUUUACCAUAUUUAAUCACACCAGACAAAGUACUAACAGCGCCUUCCUAAAGCCUGUAAGGUAUAGAAAAAAUUUGGUGGUGAUUACCGGAGUCACUGUCACCAAGAUCGUCAUAAACAAGCAAGAGAAUGCAAUUGAUGGGAUUAUCUACGAAAGUGAAAGAGGAAAAGAACAUCUGGCUUAUGCUAAACGUGAAAUAAUAUUAACUGGAGGAGCUAUCAACAAUGUGAGACUGUUACAUCUUUCAGGAAUUGGACCCAAGGUUGAAUUAAAGAAACACAACAUAACUGUACUACACGACCUACCAGUUGGAUCUCACUAUCAAGACCAAGUCACUACUGGGGGUCUCGCUUUUGCUUUAAACGAUGUUCCUGCAGUCAAUGAAGAGACAAUUAUUAAGGAUUUUAAAACUUGGUUCCAGUCUCGGAGUGGACCUUUAGCGACGCGAGGUAUAAACCAGCUAUCAGCUUUCUUAAAGCUUUACGAGAAUGAUAAUAAUGCUCCUGAUGUUGAGUUUUCUUUCGAGGGAAACUUUAUCAGAAGCGAUAAAUUCCUACUUACAAACGUCAGUGUCAAUGCUAUCGAAGAAUUUAAUUUGCCGUUGCCAUACUAUAAUCUCAUUAUGGUAUAUCCUGUGCUACUUAGGCCUAAAAGUAAAGGAAAGGUUAUGUUAAAUAGGAAAAAUCCAAAAUAUGGCAGACCUGUUAUUCAAGCCAACUUCCUGAAGGAAUCGGAAGACUUGGAUAGUUUAGUCGAUAGUAUUGAUAUUGCAUUGCAGUUACUAAAUACAAAGGAACUGAAAAAAGCUGAUAUUAGGUUUGCUCCAAUAGAUUUAUUCCCAUGCGAUAAAUUGCGAAACCGAGACCAAUGGAACUGUAUAGCUAGACAUUACACGAAAGCUAUUAGUAACCCCAUUGGCACGUGUCGAAUGGGGGAAAACAGCACAACGUCCGUAGUCGAUUACCAGUUGAGAGUUCACGGUAUUGAAGGUUUAAGAAUCGUCGAUGCUUCUGUGAUGCCAACGCAUGUUCGUGGUAGUAUCUAUGCAGCGACGGUAAUGAUUGCAGAGAAAGGCGCUAAACUUAUUAAAACAGAUUGGAAAGAAAACAAUGGGCGAUACAAUAGAAGGUGA